Messenger RNA from Anopheles merus, 4300 nucleotides. RefSeq names its product glycerol kinase (gene Gk2). NCBI's taxonomy places the organism in Eukaryota, Metazoa, Arthropoda, Insecta, Diptera, Culicidae. The transcript has 10 exons. Gene Ontology annotation, molecular function: glycerol kinase activity. Bases 1969 to 3636 code for a protein of 555 amino acids. Gene Ontology annotation, biological process: glycerol metabolic process; glycerol-3-phosphate biosynthetic process; triglyceride metabolic process. Gene Ontology annotation, cellular component: mitochondrion. The record is from RefSeq and is a predicted model, not a curated record.
AGUGUCGUAGACAAUCUGCGUGUGUGUGUGUGUUUGUGUGUCUCAGUGGGACGUAUCCGGUCAUUAAGCGUGUACUUUGCCCUCUAUGCCCCCGUACCGUUCCCUAUGCGGCGCCAAUAUAUAGGCGUGUCCGAUCGGUUUGCGUUAUCUUAUCGGUGGAGAGUUGAAUUUUAAAACUUGCAUUAUCUUUGCAGCUGUGCCGGCAUUAAGCUCUGGUGGCACGUCGCGUGUGUAAACUUUGCCCCCUUUUUUAUGCAGAACCGAAAGAACACGUGUAACAGCCGGGGGAAGCGAGGGUUGACACUUGCAUAGAGCACUUUUUUUUUUUAAUUUCACAUCCUCGACAAGAAAGUAGCGCUGUGAGUGAAUGUUGGUAUGACGUGAACAAGGUCACACCACUCCCCCUUGUGUGAGCUUUUUACUUUUUGAUGCGGUGGCCACCGUGAUUCGCCACACGUCGUCGAAUGGCGCUUUGGAGGCUCGUCCUCGCUUUGGAUGUGUUUGUUUUGCGCUGGUGUAAAUGACGUAUACAACUGUGUGGUAAGCCCAGUGUACAAAGCCACUGUUUAGGCUGCUGUUAAGGCAAUGACAGGUCCAUAACAAACUGUUGCUUUGGUUUGGCUCCCAUUGAAAAGUGGGUCUCUCUAUUAUACUGCUGAUUUUUUUUUUUUUCAUCAAAUAAUGUUUCAAGCUUCGUGCAUCAAAAUGAUGCGAUUUCAGCGCUCAUGUCUUGUUACGGCCUUAACAGCGCCAUACAACCUUCUUUUGUCAGCUGGGUCCGCAUCACCACCGCAGUGACGUCGGAGGUUAGCUGAACUGUAAAGCGUACAGCAAAUGUGAAUGAUGCAGAAUGAAUGUUACUUUUCUUACCGAUAAUAGUGAAAAAGUCACGUCAUUGUUUGCACCACUCUCUCCUUAUUUAUUUCUUUUUCCACAAUUUAAAAAUACAAUCCAUUGAUUUAACGCACCAUACAAACACGGGCCCUUGGCCCGUUUGUUGGCCCGUACUUGACAUGCGUGCGUCAGUGUGUGAUGUAUGUAUGUGUAUGUGUUUUUCUUCGGGCUUUUCCACGGCUUUCUCAGCGUGGCUGUCAACGUGCGUGGUGCGAUUCUGGUGGAACCCGAACCAACUUGGCCAGAACCGAGAUCCGGCGCCCGCUCUCUGCCUGCCUGCCUGCCUGCCUGUCUGGCCGUCGGCAUAAUUGCGGCAAAAACCGGAACCGGCGACGGCGGCUGCUGCGAUAAUCGGUGUUGUCGGUGGUGGUCAACACGUCACAGCAGUGUGUCUCUACCACCGCACCGCCAAAACUGUGUGUUUGUGUGUGUGUGUGUGUGUGUGUGUGUGUGUUUGUGUUUGCUUAGGGAGGGGAGAAAAGGUGAUAAAACCGUCACGAUCAUCGGUUGAGCGCGCCAAGCCGGUUUGGGAUUUGGGUUUGCCGCUAGUGCGACGGCCGAUCAGUGCAGACGGUAGUGGGGAAGGGACGGGUGACAUGUGUUUGUUUCGAUUACGCGGCCGGUUUUUGCACUGAAGGAAUGUCGUUUUCGCGAGCAAGCUGACUCAGCUCAGUCUAGCGCGGACAUGCGGCACGGUCGCCUCGGUUGAGCAGUGCGGUGCAUCAUCAUGAUAACGUGGACGAGGUGAUGAUAAUUUUCCUACACUCGACAGACACACCUUCUUGGCAGGGUUCUUCGCUGUGCGCUGCACAACACCACACGUGCAGCACGCGGAGAAGCAACGUCGUCGUCAUCGUCGUCGGAGAGUGACAUAAUGCAACGUGCGAACUUACGAGCAGAAGCGGUCUCCGAUACAUAACGCGUUUGUGUGUGCUAGAACGGCCGAUACGGGGUGCGAGUUGACCGACCGGACGAAACACAGCUCUACCGAGAGAAAGAAAGAGUGACAGAGAGCUAGCACAGGGAGAAGGCGAAAGAAGCGGCACACCAGACAGUAGUGAUUCGGACGACGGCAUGGCCUCCUUGGAGCGCAGCAAGCUGAUCGGUGUGAUCGAUGCGGGCACCAACAGUGUGCGAUUUGUGAUCUUCAAAUUGCCCGAGUUCGAGGAGAUUGCAUCGCACCAGAUCCGCAUUACGCAGAUAGUGCCGCGCGAUGGCUGGACCGAGCACAACCCGGUGGAGGUGCUGGAAGCGGUACGGCUCUGCGCGGUCGAGGCAUGCCAUCAGGUGGAAAAGCUCGGCUUUCUCGUGAAGGAUAUCGCUGCCAUCGGUAUCACGAACCAGCGCGAAACGACCGUCGUGUGGGACAAGAACACGGGCGAACCGCUUUACAAUGCCAUCGUAUGGAACGAUAUACGCACGGACAAAACGGUGGACCGGGUGUUGGCCCGCCUGCCCGAGCAAAACCACAACCACUUCCGUGCGCUGUCCGGGCUGCCGAUCUCGCCGUACUUCUCCGCCCUCAAGCUGAACUGGCUGAAGGACAACGUGGUGGCGGUGCGGAAGGCGUGCCGGGAGCGGCGCUGCUAUGCCGGCACGAUCGACACGUGGCUGGUGUGGAAUCUGACCGGUGGGCCGCAGGGCGGCGCGUUCGUGACGGACGUAACGAACGCGUCGCGCACGCUGCUGAUGAACAUCGAGACGCUGCACUGGGACCCGCUGCUGACGAAAACGUUCUCGGUGCAUCCGGACAUGCUGCCGGAGAUACGCAGCUCGUCCGAGGUUUACGGCAAGGUGAAGGAUAGCAGCGUGCUGGACGGCAUACCGAUCAGUGCGAUCCUGGGCAACCAGCAGGCGAGCUUGGUCGGGCAGCGGUGCUUGAAGGAGGGCCAGGCGAAGAACACGUACCGGAAGGGAUGCUUUCUGCUGUACAACACGGGCACUAGGUGCGUGCAAUCCACACACGGCCUGGUGACGACGGUGGCGUACCAGAUGGGACGAAACGCGCCACCGAUCUACGCGCUGGAAGGUUCGGUAGCGGUCGCCGGCGUGGCCAUGAACUGGCUGCGCGACAACCUGAAAAUCAUCAAGGACAUUAAAGAUUCCGAAGAGAUCGCUGGCAGCGUGUCAUCGACGGGCGAUGUCUACUUUGUACCUGCAUUCACCGGCCUGUACGCCCCCUACUGGCGAAAGGACGCGCGAGGCAUAUUUUGUGGUUUGACCAGUUUCACUACCAAGCAUCAUUUCGUGCGGGCCGCCUUGGAGGCGGUCUGCUUCCAGACGCGCGACAUUAUCGAGGCGAUGAAGAAGGACUGCGGCAUAAACCUUAACAAGCUCCACACGGACGGUAUCAUGGCGAGCAACAGCCUUCUAAUGCAGCUGCAGGCGGAUCUGAGCGGCAUUCCUGUGUUGAGGACGGAGGUGCACGAACCGGCUGCUCUCGGGACGGCGAUGGCCGCUGCACAGGCGAACGGGGUGGAUCUGUACAAGCUGGAGGCGGAAAUCCGUGGCUACGCAGGUGUUCAAUCGCACCAUGAAACAUUCCUUCCGACCACCACCGAGGAGGAACGGAACGCUCGGUACACCAAGUGGAAAAUGGCAGUUCAGCGAAGUUUGGGCUGGGCAGUUUCGAAGAAGAGUGAAGCGAUGACGGAUGAACGCUACAGCUUGCUUGCUUCGAUACCGGCCGGUCUGUUCCUGGCCACGACCUUCCUGAUGUUGGUUCACUCGCAACGGCGGUGAUUAGGUGCAGCGACCGACACAAAGGCGACAUACAACGAGCAGGCGUAUGUCGACCUGCUUUCAACUAGUCUGCUAAACCCGUUAACAAUUCAGUUUCGGAUACGUUCCGUACACAUUCGUCGCGAUAAAAGACAGGACCACAAUGGCCGAAGCGCUAUAUGUCCAGGUGCUAUAGCUAGCUUAGAUGCUGCAACCUUGCAAAACGUUGCUGCUGUUGUUGAAAGCUACUCAGGAAAAAGUUUAUAUGGUAAAACAAGGCCCGUUCUCAAAAGGUGCUACUUUUGACAUCCCUUUUGUUCCGUAGAAUGUGCUUGUGCGUGUACCCGCUCACUAGUGGGUAAGAAAGUAACAGAGAGACAAAGUAGGUUGCUGUGACAAACGAUUCGCUCAACAAUCGACACAUACAUCUAUUCCAAAACGUGUGCUUAAUGUGGGAGGGAGGGGUAGCCGGGACGCGCGAUCUUUAGAUAUUAAUAGUGAUAACCGCAAACCAGUCAGAGGCAGACGUACAUUAUUAGCUAGAAACGUGCUAGAUUCCAAUGUGGCAGCAGAAUUAGCGUAGAUUUGUUUGUUACCGCGCGGCUACAUGAGGUGAAAUAUACAUCGAAAUGAACUAUUCUGACAGGUGAAAUUUCUGACAGAUUCAGCUAAAGGGUUGGGGAUA